CCUGUCAAUGGCAGUUUUCUAGUUUCUCCCAUCCUUUCUUGUAAAAGUUCUUUGUUUUCUUUCUUAUACUUUGCCUCUUUUCUUCGAUUGAAUUGCUGUAUAUGGUGAUAUUAUUGCCAACCAGAAACCAUGGAUAACAAAUUUCUCUAUUUUUUCAUCACACCAUUCAAAGCAUGAUGUGGCAAGGACCACAGACAAUCAUGUGAAGCAAUCAUGAAAUUCGGUGGACAGAAUGUAAGGGGAGAUUAUCAAAGUUAGGUCAUGAUAAGAUGGGAAGUGGAAACACAUGCAUAUAGGAGCUUGUAGUGCCUAUUUUCAUCCUUGUGGAAUUUCCUUUUCUUUUGAAGUUUCACCAAAUUCCUCUACUUUGAGAAAAUCCACAUGGAUCUGUGAGCUCUGUUUUGUUUUUGUCUAGCUGGCUUUGGUAUGAAAUCACUGCUGAUAACUUUUAAACAGACACGUGUCUUGUUCAUGUCUGGAGUCCAUAUGUGUUGUAUUGGCAAAUGCAGUGUGCUUAUCUAACCAGUUCAAUGACUAUUUGAUUAAACUUGAUUUUGUCGAAAAGCGUGCUGUCAUCUCUGGGGUGGAUCUAUUAAAUUUUGGCACCAUAUAGACAUGUACUUCUGUAGUUGUUCAAACCUGUCUUCUUUUUUUCUGUCUUGAAUUACUUAUUCCUGAUAUCUCAAGAACCAACUAGUUCACUGGAAUAAUAGAGGAAAAAUGUAAUUAAUCAUUUGGCUAACUUGUCCUCAAGUUGAAUCCUGUAAAUUUAUAAAUAAAAGUCAACUGUUGCUGUUUUGAUUUGGGGUUUUGAUUUCUGUACUCCUUUUCUUGGAUUGUUUUGCAUACAUCCAGAUUGUUAAACACUGACAUCUGAAAGAAGUUAUAAUUAUUGAUAGAAUAAGGUGUGCCUUCAUUAGAUGUUAUGCCUUGGAGUAGUUGAAACUGUAAAGCUAUCCAGGUGCUGCUUUAUUCCUUGACGGUUCUUGAAAGUUUCUAAGGAGUUCAUCUUCAAUAAUCUAUAGUGCCCUUUACCAAAACCAGGGAAUGCUGAAAGAUGUGGUUGAAAGUAAAGAGUUCCCUCUGUCAGGUUAAUGAGGUUGUAGCUCCAUCCGAGCUAUCCUUGUUAAUCCUUGUUGGGAUUGGAUAUUUAAACCACUGCCAACAUCAAUUUUAUGCUCAUGUGCCUGAGGUGGCUGGAAAUCUAUGCAAUUAUGUGAUGUCAAAACAUUAUGUUUGUGAAGAUGGCUGAGCUUUGAGCAUCUUACGUAAGCACGAGUAUUUACUAUUUGUAUAUACUUAGUAUAUUAUACAAUUGACAGUAGUGUUGGUUGUACGCAAAAAGUGUUAAAAAAAUGGAUCAGAAGGGAAGUGUGCUUAUGCAAAGAUAUGAGCUUGGGAAAUUAUUAGGUCAAGGAACCUUUGCAAAGGUCUACCAUGCUAGGAACCUUAUAACUGGCAUGAGUGUGGCCAUUAAGAUAGUUGAUAAAGAAAAGGUUUUGAAAGUUGGAAUGGUAGAUCAGAUUAAGCGUGAAAUUUCUGUGAUGAGAUUAAUCAGACAUCCACAUGUGGUUGAGCUUUAUGAGGUAAUUGCCAGUAAAACCAAAAUUUACAUUGUCAUGGAGUAUGCAAAAGGUGGUGAGCUCUUUAACAAGGUAGUCAAAGGAAGGCUCAAGGUGGAUGUUGCUAGGAAAUAUUUUCAGCAACUGAUCAGUGCAGUUGACUACUGCCACAGCCGGGGGGUGUGUCAUCGAGAUUUAAAGCCCGAAAAUCUACUGUUGGAUGAAAAUGAGAAUUUGAAGGUUUCAGAUUUUGGGUUGAGUGCCCUUACUGAAUCUAAGAGGCAAGAUGGUUUGCUCCAUACUACAUGUGGAACCCCUGCCUAUGUUGCUCCAGAAGUAAUAAACAGAAAGGGUUAUGAUGGGAUGAAAGCUGAUAUAUGGUCAUGUGGGGUAAUCUUGUUUGUUCUAUUGGCUGGUCAUCUUCCAUUCCAUGACUCAAAUCUGAUGGAGAUGUACAGGAAAAUUGGUAAAGGGGAAUUCAAAUUUCCUAAAUGGUUUGCACCCGAUGUUCGCCGGUUAUUGUCCAGAAUACUUGAUACAAAUCCAAGGACCAGGAUAUCAAUGGCCAAGAUUAUGGAAAGUUCUUGGUUUAAAAAGGGGUUGCAGAAGCCUACUAUAAUUGCAACUGAAAACGAAGAACUAGCCACUCUGGAUGCUGCUGAUGGAGUAUUUGAAGCUUGUGAGAAUGGAGGUCCUAUUGCCGAGCCAAAGCAAGAACAGGCCAAGCCUAGUAACUUAAAUGCUUUUGAUAUUAUCUCCUUCUCAACUGGUUUUGAUCUAUCUGGUUUGUUUGAGGACACUGUUCUCAAGAAAGAGAUGCGAUUUACGUCGAAGAAGCCGGCCUCAGUCAUAAUCUCAAAGUUGGAAGAAAUUUGUAAGCGGCUUCGGUUGAGAGUAAGGAAGAAAGAUGGAGGUUUGUUCAAGUUGGAAGGUUCCAAGGAAGGCAGGAAAGGGUUUUUGGGUGUUGAUGCUGAGAUCUUUGAGAUCACACCACACUUCCAUAUGGUGGAACUUAGAAAGUGCAAUGGGGAUACCAUGGAGUACCAGAAGCUUUUCAAACAGGAUAUUAGACCAGCACUUCAAGACAUUGUUUGGACCUGGCAAGGAGAACAACCACAGCAACAUGAAGUAGUCCAGGAAGAAGACCAGCAGCAGCAGCAGCAGCCUACCCAUACUGCUUAGUGCAUGUUUGAAACCAAAUUUGCAAUGCGGAUCAUCACUCUCUUUUUAUGUUCCAACAGAAACAACAAAAAGUAACUUCUGCAUCAAUUGAACCUAUUGACGUGAUUUUAUGAUGUUGGUUCAAACACUCUUAGUUCAUGAUCCACAUUGCAUCACUUGGUUGUUUUAUGCUCUGUGCUUCUUUUGUCAUUGUCUUGGUUAAGUACUUAAUUUGAUGGGAUUCAUAGAAUAAUGUGGUUGGUUCAGUCUCCUCUUGUUUGAUGGAUACUUGAAUUUAAACCUUGUGUACCUAAAUUGCAAAUUUGCCCAAAUGGGUCUUUUAUUCCAUCCUUUUAGAUCAUUCUUAAUAUUUAGUUUGCUUUAUAUUGCUUCA
Cajanus cajan (pigeon pea) is the source of this 3117-nucleotide messenger RNA. RefSeq names its product CBL-interacting protein kinase 2. The record is from RefSeq and is a predicted model, not a curated record. Gene Ontology annotation, molecular function: protein serine/threonine kinase activity; ATP binding. Gene Ontology annotation, biological process: signal transduction; protein phosphorylation. Lineage: Eukaryota; Viridiplantae; Streptophyta; Magnoliopsida; Fabales; Fabaceae.